AUUUGGUAUUAUUAUUAUUUUUCUGUCCAGAAUAAACAAGAAUUGCGAACAGUAGUAAAUAUUAACAAUUUGUUGUAUAUCUAAUUAUCAAAAAACAAAAAUGUCCUACAUAUAUUUGGUGCCGGUCGCCGUUUUUCUGAUAUUCCAGAUUACAUUUCUUGGAACUUAUAUCGCCGCCGUUCUUCAGGGCCAUGUAGUGCCCACAGUACCGUAUAUCAGUGACGAUGGCACAUACUCCCCAGAAAGUUGCGUAUUCGGUCAGCUUAUAAAUAUUGGUAGCAUACUAUUGGGAAUCACCAUUUACAUACGCUAUCGACAAAUUCAACAACUCUACAGUCAUCAUCCCGAUUUGGGAUCCCUACUUUUGCGUUACAAUAAAAUAGCAGUCUGGUUCGGCAUGGCUUCUUGUCUAGGUAUAAGUAUUGUUGGUAAUUUUCAAGAAACAAAUGUACGUAUUGUACACUUUACCGGUGCAUUUUGUUGCUUUGGUUGUGGUACUGUGUACUUUUGGUUGCAAGCAUUAAUUACCUAUUUGGUAUAUCCCAUUGCGGGUUCAAAAUUAUACGCACACAUACGUCUGGGUAUGUCUAUUGCCUGUACUAUACUUUUCAUUAUGAUUGCCAUAACUGGUGUUAUGUCACAUAUACUCUUCAAAGGCGACAAUCCAAGGCAAUGGUAUCCUUCGGAUGGUGGCUGGUAUUUCCACGUAGUCAGCUCAAUAUCCGAAUGGAUUAUGGCUACUAUUUUCAGCUUUUAUAUCUUAACUUUCACGGACGAGUUCCGUGAUGUAAGACUAGAUCAUCCAGAGUUGACCUUCAUCUCCUAUUCCAUAACUUUGUAAAGCUGUUAAAAUGGAUUUUCUUACAUAUGCGCUAUGUAUAUUUUUGUUUUCCUUUUUGUUUAUAAUACAAAACAACGAUGAAUGUUUGCAGUUGUAUAUGUUUCCAAAGAUCUAAAAGUGCUGUGAUAAGUUAUUAUUUUUUCUUAUAUUGAAUUAUUACACAGCAAAUGCAAGUUAUCAAAAAUUUAUAAGUCUUCUGCAUUGUAUUAUAUGAAUUUAAGUUCAAAGUUACAGGGUGUUUAUUAAAUAAUUUUUUUAACAUCUAUAGUUUUUAAUUGUAAUACAAAUAUUACAUAAUGUUUGCGAAAUUUUUCUAUGAAUGAAUUGUUAAUAUAUGUAUUUACCUAUGAAAUUACCUUUCAACGAAAAAAGUUUUUUUUAUUUAUUUUUUCAAUUAGUGAUUUGCAAUAUUCGAUUUUUUAUUAUGUUCCUUUAUUGAAAUAGAUAUAUGUACGUAUUGGUUAAUAUACAUAUAUGUGCAUCGAUUCAUCUUUGUUUAAGACAUACAUUUUUGCAUACAUAUACGUAAAUUGAAUUUUUGUUAUAUACAUACAUAUAUACAUGUACUAAUUAUAUACAGAAUUAUAUGAAAUAAACUGAUUUAUUGAAUGAAAA
Zeugodacus cucurbitae (melon fly) is the source of this 1456-nucleotide messenger RNA. RefSeq names its product DNA damage-regulated autophagy modulator protein 1. The coding region runs from base 101 to 841 and encodes 246 amino acids. Lineage: Eukaryota; Metazoa; Arthropoda; Insecta; Diptera; Tephritidae. The record is from RefSeq and is a predicted model, not a curated record. The transcript has 4 exons.